Sinocyclocheilus anshuiensis is the source of this 2050-nucleotide messenger RNA. Its product is annotated as pseudokinase FAM20A-like. The coding region runs from base 219 to 1811 and encodes 530 amino acids. NCBI's taxonomy places the organism in Eukaryota, Metazoa, Chordata, Actinopteri, Cypriniformes, Cyprinidae. Gene Ontology annotation, molecular function: protein serine/threonine kinase activator activity. Gene Ontology annotation, biological process: enamel mineralization. The transcript is spliced from 12 exons. The record is from RefSeq and is a predicted model, not a curated record. Gene Ontology annotation, cellular component: Golgi apparatus.
CUGGAAUGUUGCCUGAAGCUUCAACACAGAGAGAGAAAGAGAGAGCAAAGCAGCACUGUGCUUCUCUGGGUAAGAUGCAACACAUGGAAUAAGCGGAGAACACAACACUGGUCAGAACAGAAGCUGCAGAAUUUGUCGAUGAAGAAGUGGAGAUCAUUCUCCCAACUUGACCAGCUUGGAGGACACCUCGACCCAACUGGUCCCUUCAAUCUGUUGACAUGAGAAGAGAUCGGCUUCUGGUGGCCGUCACUUUGGUCACCCUUUUGGCAGCAGACAUCCAUUUCAUCCUGCUUCCCAGACUCAGAACCUGGUAUCAGCUGCCCAGAGAAAGCUGCUCGUGCACCGACAGCAGCCUGGAGAACGGAGCCGCUGCGACCGUCCCAUGGACCACGAGCCAGAAUAUGACCGAGCAAGGCUCUAAGCUGGAGUGGCUCUUUAGACACCCGCUCUACAACAUCCGUCUUCCAGAGCUGGGGCCCGAGGAGCGGCUGCUGCAAGAAGACGAGCUCAUGAACUACUGCAAGAGGAAAGUGAGCCGCUGGGAAAGACUGAAGAAGAUCUACAUCGAGGCGGCCGCAGCUUCAAACAUCACUAUACCCGAUCAUCCCGUGACCUUUGACCCCGAGGCCAGCUGGCUGCAGUUCCAUCUAGGGAUCAAUCGCUAUGAGCUGUAUUCAGGAGACGACAGCAGCAUCGACAGACUCCUGCGAGACAUGCAGACAGCCUCCGUCAUCAGCGCAGAUUUCACUCCGGAUGAGAAAGCGCUGAAGGGUGCAUGCGACUGCUCACAAGUGGUUAAACCCAGCGGUCUUCACCUGAAGUUGGCCCUGAAGCUCCAAGACUUUGGUAAAGCUAUGUUUAAACCAAUGAGACAGGAGCGACACGAAGAGACUCCGGAGAACUUCUUCUAUUUUGUCGACUUUCAGAGGCAUAAUGCUGAGAUAGCAGCUUUCCACCUCGACAGAGUGCUGGACUUCCGGAGAGUUCCACCGGUGACGGGACGCUUCAUCAACGUGACGGGAGAAAUUCUGUACCUAACACACAAUGAAGAACUGCGCAGUGUGUUCUUCACCUCUCCAGCCAACAACACAUGUUUCUUCGCCAAGUGUUUAUACGUGUGUAAGUCGGAGUAUGCGGUGUGUGGUCAUCCGGAUCUGCUGGAGGGCUCCAUGUCUGCUUAUCUGCCGGGUUUGAGCAUCGCCCCUCGAAUCUCCAUCCCGAACCCCUGGAUCCGCACCUACAGUUUCACCGGGACAGAGGAGUGGGAGGUCAACCCGUUAUACUGCGAUAACGUCAAAAAACUAUAUCCCUACAACUCUGGGAACAGACUGCUCAACAUUAUCGACAUGGUGAUAUUUGACUUUCUCACAGGAAACAUGGACAGACACCACUAUGAAGUUUUCACCAAGUUUGGAGAUGAUGGUUUCCUGCUCCACUUAGACAACGCCAGAGGAUUUGGCCGGCCUUCUCAUGAUGAGGUGUCCAUUCUUGCUCCAUUGACCCAGUGUUGCAUGAUCAAGCGCUCCACGCUGUUCAGACUGAAGCUUCUGGCGCAGUCCGAGUACCGUCUGAGCGACGUCAUGAGGGCAUCCCUCUCCAGAGACCCUCUCACGCCAGUCCUGACUGAGGACCACCUGCAGGCCUUGGACCGCCGGCUGGGCCAGGUGCUCAGGACGGUGGGAAAGUGUGUGAAGAAGCUGGGAGAACCACAAGUGGUGAUCACAGACUUUGCAGAGUCAUCCAGAGUAACUACAGGCAACAGACUGAAAUCCCGAGCCAGACAGAUGAUGCAGCAUCCGCAGGAAAGAUAAGAUCUUCAGAUCUCCUUACAUCAGCACACGCACCAUUCAUGUGGUGCUUUAACUGCACAGCGGGAAGCGUUUCCUCUGAUUAUCACUUCCCUUUCUGUCCAUUUUUCUACAAACAACCAUUAGUGGCGGCUGAGCUGAUGAUGCAGCACACAAACAUUUUCUAGACGGAUCGUAAGCGUGUAAUCCUCAGCCGUCUCAUCUGCUCGUACUUCACAGGCUGUCGAGUGGGAUCUUUGAAA